Molecule: messenger RNA, 155 nt
Organism: Dovyalis caffra
Lineage: Eukaryota; Viridiplantae; Streptophyta; Magnoliopsida; Malpighiales; Salicaceae
Source: the annotation of a GenBank genome assembly
AUGCGGGAAAUUGUAUAUGAUGACUCAUUGGAGCUGUGUAUUAUUCAAGGUAAGGAAGAUGAUGGAGAUUAUCCCAUUAGAGUUGAGCAAGUAGCCCAUCUAGAGGCUACUAAGUUCAUGGUUCGAAAUAAGGCGUUUGAGGAUAUUAACGAGAG